CUGGCAUUGUUGAUAAUGCCCACUCUUGGCUGGAGGUGGCUGCUCGGCCUGUCCGUUCUACCAAUGGCAGUCUUUGUUUGCUUCUGCCUUUGGCUGCCUGAAAGUCCUCAUUUUGACAUGCGUGCGGGAAGAACAGAGAAAGCCAUGGCACUGUUAACGCGCAUCGCCAAAGAGAAUGGCAAGGCCAUGCCUCAAGGGAAAAUGAUUACAUAUUUACAGAAUGACCGUGGACGGGUCAAAGAUCUCUUUACUCCUCAGUAUUGGAGGACUACACUUCUUCUGUUGUAUAUAUGGUUUGCAAUUGCCUUCUGCUACUACGGGAUAGGCCUGUUGACAACUGAGCUGUUUCAAACUGGACAUUCAUGUGAACCAACCAUAGGGGCAAAUAAUGAACUGAGCUGUAGUCUGGAAUGCAAAUAUUUGACAUCAGCUGACUACACAGACCUUUUAUGGACGUCUAUGGCUGAAUUCCCAGGUUUUUUCUUUAUUCUUAUAGCAAUUGACCGUAUUGGCAGGAAAAAGACCCUUGCUCUGUGUUUCUUCACAUUAUCUUUGUGUUUUCUGCCCUUAUUUGCGUGUAUUGGGAGGACAACUCUUACAAUCUUCAUCUUUAUUGGCAGAACCUUCAUAUCUGGAGGAUACCAAGCUGCUUUUAUUUACACAACAGAGGUGUUCCCUACAGAAAACAGAGCCUUAGCACUGGGGAUUUGCAAUGGGGUGUCGAAGGUGGGGGCCCUGAUUACCCCCUUUGUGGCACAGGUGAUGCUCGGGAUAUCACAGUACUUGACCCUGUCCAUAUACUGUGUUAGUGGUCUGCUGGCCGGCGUUGCAUGCUUGAACCUGCCAGUUGAGACAUUGGGCAGGGGUCUGCCGGAUUCCAGUCUUUACCAGGAGGCUGGAGAGCAGACUGCCACCACAACCAGUCAGCCAAAUGGCACAACAGACUCCUCGGACCAGAGGUAGACCAGAGAGGGGGAAUGAAAAAGUGGAACACAAUAUAUAGUAUAGUAUUUAGUCAACUCCCAGGCUGCUGCAGACACCAAAGUUGCCUGUUUAACUAUGAACUGAAUCCUCUGAGUGCUGACGGAUGAAGAACAACAGGAGACAAUCUCAUUAGAGGCAGGAAGUGUUCAUUUGCCUACUUCCUAAUGAGAACAUAAGCACACUUGUGCUUGGACUGGUUUGUUACCCUCUCUUCCAGGCUGUGAGAAGCAACAGAGAGCACUAUGGAAAAUGAGGAUGCACUGUGCAGACUCAGAUCAGAGCUACACAUUUCAAGCCGCGCAACUGAGACUUUUAUUUUACAAAUUUUGGAUAAAAAUGACUCAUUAAAGUUGUUCAAUAUG
Micropterus salmoides (largemouth bass) is the source of this 1346-nucleotide messenger RNA. Its product is annotated as synaptic vesicle 2-related protein. Gene Ontology annotation, biological process: transmembrane transport. The record is from RefSeq and is a predicted model, not a curated record. NCBI's taxonomy places the organism in Eukaryota, Metazoa, Chordata, Actinopteri, Centrarchiformes, Centrarchidae. The transcript is spliced from 9 exons. Gene Ontology annotation, molecular function: transmembrane transporter activity. Bases 16 to 963 code for a protein of 315 amino acids. Gene Ontology annotation, cellular component: membrane.